UUGUUUUUGUGCCUGUCCCUGUGUUGUACAACCUACAUGCCUACGUAGGAUUCGCGUAUAGUAGAACGGACGAUGAUUCCUCUGUAUAUUGUUUGUGGGACCUGUUAAGCUCGUGAUUAGCAAGUUGGAUUUGUGUAUAAACUCGUUUGUGAUCGUGGCCAAACUCUGGCGUCGGGGUUACGGCCCGUCGCUAAGUGAGUAAAGAAAUUAACCGCGAAUACAUGUGACGACGCGAUAGAUACAAAGUGCCGGUGGAUGGAUGCAUUAGGGAUCUUAAAUGCAGUGCGAAGUGGACUUUCGAACGAACAGAAUGUCUAGUGAUCACCCGCCGCCGCCGCCGCUACCCCCGACGACGACGACUACGACGACGACGACGACGACGACGAUGAUGAUUGCAGCUGAAGAAGACGUGGGCUAUAGAAGUGUCGAGAUAUCGUCCGCCUUCGCACAUAUACCUCAAAAAGACAUGGCCAGGGACACGCCGGGGGCCCCAAUGUCGAGGCCUAGGGAUCUAGCAUCGGCCGGAACUACGACUACCACCGUUACUUCCGGGGCUUUCCACGCGGCUGCUCCUGACUCGGCGGCCCUUCACGGACACGCGCUUCAGCAGAAGAUACUUCAGCUACAGCAGCAUCAUCAGCUCCAGCAGCAGAUCCUACGGCAACAGUACCACGCUCAGGAACGUCAGCUAGCCCAACUCCACGAGCAGCAAAUGCACCAACUUAGGCUUUGGGAGCAGCAAAAACAGCUCGAGGAGCAACGGGAGAAGAGGGAAAAGGAGAGGCUGGAAGCGCUAAGGAAAAAGGACAAACAUGAUCAUAGCGCCAUAGCGUCGACUGAGGUCAAGCAGCGGCUGCAGAGUUUCAUCGUGAACAAGAAACAAAGAGAAGCUGCAGCCGCUGCAAAUGGCGCAGUUCCAGGCACACCCGGAUACAGGAGCUGGUUGCAGCCCCAAUCGGAAUCCUCGAGCACUACAAACGCUUCGCAUCCCUACAGAAUGCCGCAAUUGCUGCAAGACAAAUUUAGCGAUGAUUUCCCCUUACGAAAAACAGCCUCGGAGCCAAACCUGCUCAAGGUGCGACUUAAGCAACGUGUCAUGGAAAGGAACAUGGCUGCACCAAGAAAUUCACCGCUGACCCGGCGCAAGGAUCGCCUCCUGUCCCACCUCAAGCGGAAAUCCCUCUUAGCAAAUUCUGGUAGCAAUCCUGAAUCCGGGCCUAAUUCACCACCGACAGUAAACAACUCGCAGGCGAGUCCUACCGCAGGCAGUAAUACUCCAAUACAAGAGGAGGGCGAAAACACAGCUUACGGUGGUCCAUUGACAAGUAGUAGUCAACAGGGAAGUUUAUCGGACCUUUCCUUAUUCAGUUCACCGUCCAUGCCUAACAUAUCAUUGGGCAGACCUCAUGUUCCAUCCAGCUCAGCAAGUGCGACAAAAUUGGCACCAGUCUCAGAAGCGGAAGUACGGGCAGCGUUCACUGCUCGUCUUGGUAUGCCAUUGACUGGACAGAUGUUGCCUGGUACUCUACCCUUCUAUCCAUCUCUGACUGUAAUCGAAGGUGAACCCACGUAUAUUCACAAGCAGAUGCAAAAUCUUGAACAAAAUCGUCAACAUCCGGUUUAUCAUGGAGCACCUAUAACAGAUACUCAAGUAGCACACGCAAGACUGCAUAAGGCUGGUCACCGGCCUUUAGGUAGUAGGACACAAUCAGCUCCGUUGCCACUUGGCCAUCCGAUGCUUCAAGGUGGAAUAAUAGCCCCCCCAACUCAUUACGAAGAGUACCUUGCGGAGAAACAACUCCAUGACCAACAACAAGCUCACAUUUUUUUAAAACAACAGAUUCGUCAAACCGUCCUAACCCGAGUCGGAUCCAGGGGUCAAUCGAACCAGCUUGACGAAGCGCCGGAGAGUGAAGAAUCCGAAGUUAUAGAUCUAACUGGCAAGAAAGAUCAGUCAGAAGAAAGUGAAAUUUCGAAACAGCAAAGGGAAAGAGAACAGUUCUUACAACAGCAACGUGACUUAAUGAUGCGCCAUACUCUUCAAGUUAAUGAAUCUCCGGCUUAUGCGGGAAGCCGAUCUUCACACUCAGCAAGGCCCUUGUCAAGAGCGCUUUCUAGUCCAUUGGUCCAUCUAGGGCCUCAGGGUGCUGGGGGAGAUGUCUUUGCUCGGGGAUCACCGCAUCGGCCGACUACAGGUCUUGCCUACGACCCGCUGAUGCUGAAGCACGCUUGUGUUUGCGGCGAAACAGUCAGGGGUCAUCCUGAGCAUGGUGGACGAUUGCAAAGUGUAUGGGCUAGACUUUCAGAAACAGCAUUGUUACAACGUUGCGAUCGUGUUCGAUCGCGCAAGGCCACCCUUGAGGAAAUACAAACUUGCCACAGUGAAGCACAUGCGCUUUUAUUUGGUACAAAUCCGCUUAAUAGGCAGAAACUCGAUAUGUCGAAGCUCUCUCAAUUACCCAUUAAGAGUUUUGUCCGACUUCCAUGCGGUGGUGUAGGAGUUGAUUCAGACACAACGUGGAAUGAAUUUCACACAGCUCCAGCGGCACGUAUGGCUGUCGGAUGUGUUGUGGACUUAGCAUUUAAAACUGCAAUGGGCGAUAUUAAGAAUGGUUUCGCAGUUGUCAGACCACCCGGUCAUCACGCUGAGACAAAUCAGGCUAUGGGAUUCUGUUUCUUCAAUUCCGUAGCCAUCGCGACAAGAUUACUACAGCAAAAGCUUGACACGCGGAAAAUAUUGAUCUUAGAUUGGGAUGUUCACCAUGGAAAUGGAACCCAGCAAAUGUUCUACGAUGACCCUCGUGUUUUGUACAUGUCUAUUCAUAGACACGACGAGGGUAAUUUCUUCCCAGGAACUGGAGGUCCCACAGAAUGUGGUGCAGGUGAAGGACUUGGCUACAAUGUCAACAUAGCCUGGUCUGGUGGGUUAAACCCGCCGAUGGGAGAUGCUGAGUACUUGGCUGCGUUUCGUACUGUUGUAAUGCCUAUUGCUAAGGACUUUGAUCCUGACAUAGUCAUUGUUUCGGCGGGUUUUGACGCAGCCAUAGGUCAUGCCGCACCCUUAGGAGGGUACAAAGUUAGCCCUGCAUGUUUUGGAAGAAUGACGCAAGAACUGCUAACUUUAGCUGAUGGAAAAGUUGUACUGGCCCUGGAGGGAGGCUAUGAUUUAGCUGCUAUAUGCGACUCUGCACAGGAGUGCGUCAGAGCCCUUCUUGGAGAUGAACCGACACCACUUCGUGAAGAGGAAUUGACAAGAGCUCCGUGCCAAAACGCUAUUGACACAUUGCAAAAGACUAUAGCAAUUCAAAUGUCGCAUUGGCCAUGCGUCAAAUUGGCCGCGCACACAGUGGGGAUGAGUGUGAUUGAGUCAAGUCAAAAAGAGCGUGACGAAACCGACACAGUUUCCGCGAUGGCCUCUCUUUCUAUGCAGCAGCCGACCAAUCUCACAACUACACCAGAACAUUCCCGCGAAGUCUCCGAAGAACCAAUGGAGCAGGAUGAAGCUAAGUGAAACAGGUAUCGACAAAGACCAAUGAGUUAUGAAUAACUGCAUAAUAGCGGGUUCGUUACCGAGCCAUGGUACGCUAUUGCCUUGUCUUCAAAUCCGUCAAAGUAUCUUCAUCCAAACGUAUAAAUAACGAUGAUUCGUUCCUUCGGCGGAAUGCAGGGUUUGUCAAAGGUAUAGGCUGUUUCAAUGUGAAACUCUAAGGUAUUGAAAUAUUAAAUGAAACCUAGAUAAAAGUACGUGCAUGAAGUAAUUCGUCAGACAAGCGUUUUGGUAGCUUGUCUCUAAAGUUGAUAGGUGAACGUGGCUGAGCUACGGAUUUGUUCAAAUGCACGGUGUUAGAUAGUCUAGGUAUGAAUAAAUAUUUGUUAUGUUGUUGAGAAGUGUACUAUUUUGGGGUAAUAUUGGGACUUUCUGCUCGACGCAGUUACAUGCAUAUGCAUACAUACGCAAUGAAUGUGUGUGAAUGUCCUAUUAGGUAGAACAAUUUAUUCACGGAAGAGUUGGGAGUUUCAUACCAUAACAUAAUCUGCGGUUGAAAAAUAUUUUGAGAAGGCAGAGAGCGUGAGAAAACCAAGUGACUAUGGUACUUAUCGCAAUGUUUCGUCAAUCCUAUUUAAUUCGUUUCAUUAUUAGUCGUAACUUGCGUGGAAAUAAUGGAAUAAUUUGUAAUUGUUAUCUUAAGUAUUAAAAAUUGGCAUAGAAAAUUGUUCCAUAGUGGUGUUUCUUGUUCUUGAAAAAGUUACAUGCAGUCCACAUUGAUCAAUAUCAAAAUUAAACCGCGAUAUUUCGACGACUUUCCAAUUGCUCGAAAAGUAUUUUGUAAAAACGAAUCAAUAUUUUUAUUCGGACAAAAACUGUUGAAUUAGUGUCUUGCUAGCAGACAACGAAUGUUUUUUGAAAUAUAAUUUGACUUAGAAGUAAUUCAAAUUCAUGGACCAAUAAUGGAGUUGAAUAUGAUCGAAUAAAUUUUCACCACGUUAUACACUGACUAUAGAAACACAAUUUUAAUAACAACUGUGGAUGGGAUGUAUACAGAUAAAACCCCAGUCUUUUGAUGUUUGUAUUCUUGAAUAUCGAAUCAUUGUAGUUAUGAGAUAAUACAAGAAAUAAAUGUAUGCAAAACUUCAGUCUGAGAAGAAGGACAUGCAUAAAUUUAUAAAAGA
Molecule: messenger RNA, 4671 nt
Organism: Diprion similis
Lineage: Eukaryota; Metazoa; Arthropoda; Insecta; Hymenoptera; Diprionidae
Gene: HDAC4
Product: histone deacetylase 4
Exons: 19
Coding region: 278-3511 (1077 amino acids)
Biological process (GO): chromatin organization; negative regulation of transcription by RNA polymerase II
Cellular component (GO): histone deacetylase complex
Molecular function (GO): histone deacetylase activity
Source: RefSeq, a predicted model, not a curated record